This is a messenger RNA of Oldenlandia corymbosa var. corymbosa, 1886 nucleotides long. The record is from the annotation of a GenBank genome assembly. NCBI's taxonomy places the organism in Eukaryota, Viridiplantae, Streptophyta, Magnoliopsida, Gentianales, Rubiaceae.
GCUUUCUCCCUCCGGUGCCGACGUCCUCCGUCAGUAUUUCAGUUACCGUCCGGACUGAAAUUCACACAAAAUUAUGGCGGCAAUAAACAGCAGAACCGGCAGAAGCUUUGCCGGAGGAGGAGCAUCAACUCCCUCAUGCACACGCACCCACCAGAUCGGAGCUCUGGCUCUGGUGAUCACUACUUUCUUCCUCACUCGACUCUUCGACCAAAGCUUCUCCCCUUCUUCCUCAUUCCCUGGCCAUUACACUUCCCUCAGUAACUUCGACGACGCCGUUUCUGUUAGCUCCGGCGGAUCCCUUUGUUGGCCGGAAAGAGGUUACGGCACUCGCUUGUCGAUAAAGAUCUACGUUUAUGAUGAAAACGAAAUCGACGGGCUUAAAUUGUUGCUUUAUGGCCGGGACGGGAAGAUUUCGCCGGAGAGUUGUAUUAAAGGGCAAUGGGGUACUCAGGUUAAAAUACACAAGAUGCUUUUACAAUCAAGGUUCCGUACCAGAAAGAAAGAGGAAGCUGAUUUGUUCUUCGUCCCAGCUUAUGUCAAAUGUGUUCGGAUGAUGGGGGGCCUAAGUGACAAAGAAAUUAACCUAACUUAUGUGAAGGUACUUAGUCAGAUGCCACAUUUUAGGUUGUCAGGGGGGCGUAACCAUGUAUUUAUUUUCCCAAGUGGCGCUGGAGCUCACAUAUUCAAGUCCUGGGCUACAUAUUUGAACCGUUCGAUAAUUCUUACACCGGAGGGAGACAGGACUGAUAAACGAGAUACCAGUGCUUUCAAUACAUGGAAAGAUAUUAUUAUUCCUGGAAAUGUUGAAGAUGGAAUGACUACUCAUGGGGCUAAACUUGUUGAGCCUUUACCUUUAGCAAAGAGGAAGCAUUUAGCGAAUUUUCUUGGCCGAGCACAGGGAAAAGUUGGUCGCCUUCAGUUGAUAGAGCUUACCAAGCAAUUUCCAGAUAAGUUGGAAUCUCCAGAGUUGAAGUUCAGUGGUCCAGAAAAACUUGGAAAGGCAGAAUAUUUUAAACACCUCCGCAAUGCGAAGUUCUGUUUAGCUCCGCGUGGGGAGUCAUCAUGGACUCUUCGCUUUUAUGAGUCCUUCUUUGUGGAGUGUGUGCCUGUCAUUCUAUCAGAUCAAGUGGAGUUGCCUUUUCAGAAUGUUGUUGACUACACCCAGAUAUCAAUUAAAUGGCCGUCUACACGAAUAGGUGCCGAAUUGUUGGAGUAUUUAGAAUCAAUUCCUGACAAAAACAUUGAAGAGAUGAUAGCUCGGGGAAGGCAAGUAAGAUGCUUAUGGUCUUAUGCUCCUGAAACUGAGUCAUGUUCUGCAUUCAAUGCAAUCAUGUGGGAACUUCAGAAGAAAGUGAGGCAGUUCCACCAGUCAUCUGAGACAUUCUGGCUACAUAACAGAACCAUAGUCAAUAGGAAUUUGGUGGAAUUCAGCAAGUGGAAACCUCCAAUGCCUCUUCCCUAAGUGAAUGAAUGUCUGUCGAUAAUGCCAGAUUUUAGCAGGAUUCACUACUCAUGUUGUAAGCAUUUUUUGGUUAUACUCGAGAAGAAAGCAGCAUCCCAGUGUAUAGACAAUCAUUAGUCUGAUGAUGAAUUCCAUUAAUUUGCCGAUGUUAUUCUUCCUAUAGUUGAGGGAGUAGCUCCUCACCACUACGUACAGUUUUUGCCCCUCUAUUCAUUAAGUAUUUGGUAAUAUUUACUCACUACUUCCCUUAAGUCAAUGCACUUAGCAACUGAUGGGAUGUAAAACCACAUUUUUGUAGCAUCAGGUGAGCAUGCAACAAGAGUUGGGAAAAUCAGAAUGCAUUUGGUCUAUGAUUCAACCACUCUUAUCACAAGUUGGAAGCUGCUCAACGUCCCGCGGAAAUACACUGUAAGGUGGAGUAAAA